Pestalotiopsis fici W106-1 is the source of this 513-nucleotide messenger RNA. RefSeq lists its product as uncharacterized. Lineage: Eukaryota; Fungi; Ascomycota; Sordariomycetes; Amphisphaeriales; Sporocadaceae. The transcript has a single exon. Bases 1 to 513 code for a protein of 170 amino acids. The record is from RefSeq and is a predicted model, not a curated record.
AUGGCCACUUCAGUCGCUUAUCCCCACGGCCACGCCAUCCAGCGCAGCUUUGACCUGCUAUGCGACUACCUCAACCUAGGCGGCGAGGGCACAGAGACUGGCACCAACGGCAUGGUACGACGCGUACUGCGCAGUCCGUUUGUGCGACCAUUUUUCGAAGAAUACACGCGCGACUACCUAGAGGCAACGGCGACUGCUGCUGCUGCUGCUGCUGCACCGCUGUCGCCGACGUCGAGCCUCGACGGGUACGAGUACGAGGUAGAGUACGAGGUCGAGGACAUUGACUACUAUGCCCUGCGCGCCACGGUGCAAAAGCAGCACGCCUUUCGCUCCAAGCGGUUCGCCGGCCACGGGCCCCUCGCCACCAAGGCUGGCUGGUCUGCUACGGACCAUGCUGCCCGCUUUGUCGUCCAGACGCUCCGCUACAGCUGGCGUCAUGGCGGACCUUGGGACCAUGGACGCUGGGACCUUGACUCGGACGAGAGUGAUCUCGAGUUCUGGCAGGUGUGGUGA